AUGGCGCUCGCCAAGAUUCUCGCUGUGGCACUUAUGCUGGGCCUCACUACGGCACAGUACACAGUUGAUCCGCCUACCAAGGCACCCGACGACACUAUCAAGGACUGCACGAACUGGCUUGUCGCCACCAAAUCCGACACUUGCCAGAGCAUCGCAAACGACAAUGGUCUGGCGCUUGAGCAGAUUUACCGAUGGAACCCUUCUCUCGCCUCUGGCUGCAAGCUUGUCGUAGACACCAGCUACUGUAUCGAGGAAAACUGGGGUAUUCCCCCACCACCCACCUCAACGAGCUCGUCAACGAAGGCAUCCUCGACCACAGGCAACGGCAUCACCACUCCAACUCCCACCCAGAGCGGCGGUCUCAUCGCAUCAUGCAACAACUCGACCUCUGGCAAUGGCGUCGCCACGCCCACCCCCACGCAAGACGGCAUGGCUCCAAACUGUGCAAAGUUUCACUUCGUUGAGCCUGGCACAGGUUGUGGUGACAUCCUGAGCAAGUACGGCAUCUCGCUGGCUUCCUUCUACGAAUGGAACAAGAGUGUUGGCCCGCAAUGCACAGGCAUGUGGGCAAAUGUCAACGUCUGUGUUGGUCUCAUUGGCGGAGCCACAAGUAACUCGGCCUCCCCUUCGACCACCCGCACCUCGUCUACCACUACUGGCAACGGUAUCAGCACGCCAACGCCGACCAUGGGUGGCAUGAUUGCCGACUGUGACAAGUUUGAUUUUGUCAAGGAUGGCGACGCAUGCAGUGCCGUGCUGGCCCGAAACAGCCUCACCGUCGCCCUCUUGUACGCCUGGAACAGGGACGUCAAGGCCGACUGCACGGGCUUGUGGGCGAAUGUCUAUGUCUGUGUUCACAAGAAGGGAUAUGUGAUGCCUAGCUCGACGCUCAAAACAUCGUCGACCACCACAGGUAACGGUAUCCCUACGCCGACGCCCACGAUGACUGGCAUGGUGAACAACUGCAAGAAGUUCUACAAAGUCGUGGAGAAUGACAACUGCGACAAGAUCGCCUCCAAGUCAGGCGCGGUCAAGGCAGACAUUAUCAAGUGGAACGGGCUCACCACUUCGUGCAGCGUCUGGCUCGAUUACUACAUCUGCGUUGGCGUCUAGGUGUGAGCGCGAGGGAGUGGACCGUGUGGGAACCUGAACGCACAGACAUUGAACGCCAUUGCUUGCUGAUUAUUAUGCUUCUCUACACAUUUCCCCACUAUUGAUAGUUUCUGUCGGGGGU
This is a messenger RNA of Microdochium trichocladiopsis, 1234 nucleotides long. RefSeq lists its product as uncharacterized. NCBI's taxonomy places the organism in Eukaryota, Fungi, Ascomycota, Sordariomycetes, Xylariales, Microdochiaceae. Bases 1 to 1113 code for a protein of 370 amino acids. The transcript has 4 exons. The record is from RefSeq and is a predicted model, not a curated record.